AUGUUUGACAAAUUAUUCAUUGAGCCUUAUCGAGAAGAGCGAAGAAUUCGACUUGGCCGUUCAAAAUUUAUUGAUAUUUUUUUUUACAGUGGUGUUUAUGAUUAUCAUUGGCUAAGAAUUUUUAUUAAUUUUCCUGUUGGAUUUCUGAUUGCUAUUUUAUUAUACAAAUUUGCUUGGUAUCAAAUUAAUUUUGCUGAAUUUGAUAAAAUUGCGGAGCAAAUCUUAAAAUGGUCACUUAUUCUUGCUUGCUCAAUAACAUUUGCAAUCAGUCCGUUAUUUCGAUGUGCAAUUAUAUGUGUUCUCUUUGGUGCUUUGGGUAAAAAUGGUCAAAAUCUUUUGACAGUUAUUGUUUUCAAUAGUUUGAGCAGUGGUCCAGUCGAGAAUAUUGUUCGAAAUUUUCAAGUUAGUACAGAUAUGAUAACCUGUCAUAUUAAGCAAAAGGAAGAUAUGAUGACACAACGAGUUGUUAUGGCUACUGGACCAAUUGAAAGUUUUAUGGCUAAACAAUUUGGUAAAUCAGCAUCAAAAGGACGUAAAGUGAUAGCAAUGUUAAAAUCAUUGGUAGAGCCAAUUGAAUAUGAUUUCACUUUAAGCGAUGAAGACAAAGCAUUAGCAACAACAAUUGAUGCUGCUGAGGUUCUACACAAACGUGAUAUGUUGCUUAAUAAAGAACCAGAAGAUGCAAAAAAAGAUUUAGAAGAUAAAAUGCAAAAAACAGCUGCACCAGCAUGGAAUAAAUUUAAAUCAAAACUAUCAAAAUUAUUAUCAAUGCGUAUGCACUAUCAAUGCAAUGAAGUAUUUGAUAAAGGUGUGAAAAAAUGUCAUGAAACAUUCCGUGAUAUGAAAAAUAAAUGUUAUUCUAUUCUUUGGUUUUUACCACUAUUUAGAGGACAUAUUUGCGAUAAAUUUGAUACACUUCAAAUUUGUCAAGUUUCAAAAAAGGUUGGCGAAGCGAUUACAUUUUGUGAUCAAAUGACUAAUCAGGUAUUAUCACGAACUAAAAAUUUAGAUAGUGAUUUGGUAGAUGCUCAUAAUUUAACGGAAGAUAUUUUAGAUCAUCUCCGCGUUAAUAUGCAUUAUCGAGCAAUUGUUGAGCCACGAAAUGUUCGAAUUUAUGGGAUCAAAGAAGUGAAAUAUCGAAUUGCUCAAAAUUUUCGUUUAUUAAAAAUUAUAUUGAUAACAUUGAAACAAAUUUUGGGUUGCUUAUUUGUUGUUAUGAUUUAUACCAUAUUUCGUGAUUCUGUUAAAAUGAUAAAUAAUUAUCUAAAUGAUAUUGAUUUUGAUAAUGUUUAUUUGACGUCAUACUUUUGGCAUAUUGAUCGUAAACGUAAAAAUGAGGGAAAAAUAUUUUUACAUCCAUUAAGUAAUGCUGAAAUGCGUGCAAAUAAUUUGAUGACACCAAUUUCUCCUCCAACAAAAGCAGAAAUACGCGCUUCAUGGUUACCACUUGCAAAAUUUACAUUUUUAUUUAUUACCGCUUUAUUUGUUUUAUUUGUUGAUUUUGUCUUUUACAGAGUUAUUUAUAAUAUUUCAAAAUAUACAUCAAAAUAUGUAACAAGCGAGAGUCAACAAUUUUUUAGUUUUAAGAUUGAUGGUACCGGAUUUAUAGCUGAUUUAGUAAAGGAAAUGAUCGAAUUUGAUUAUCACAGUUAUAGAAAUAUGACGGUUUCACUAGAGGAAUGCAUUUAUAAUCCGGUAUCACCAAACUGGUCAUAUGCCGGAAAAUAUAUUCUUUUCCCACUCGGAAUAAUGUUUCUUCUUCAGGUUAUAUUUGGUUAUGUGAUUAAGCGUAUUACACUUUUUUGUGUAAUUGGAAAUAUUUUUCGUAAACGUAAUAAAGCACGUGUAAUACAUCUUUAUAAUAAAAUGUUAUUUGUACGUACGAAUGGUCGAAAGUUAGCACGAGCACGAAUACGUUUUCAAGUGGAACGUAGAAUUUUAGAACGUGAAGAAAUUCGUCGAAAAAGCAAAUUAUUUGCUGAAACAAUAGUGGAAAAAUUGGUAGAUUUUCUAUUCAAAACUGGAAUAUGUUUAAUGUGUGAAGUGAAAUAUUAUAAAAGAAAUUUAAUUAAUUGCUCAAAUUGUCCAGCAUCUUAUUGUUCUGUAUGCUAUGAAGAAAAUUAUCAAAUAUGUUAUGCUUGUUUAGCAAAAAAAGGCGAAGUUACGUCAACAAAGACGACGUAUAAUCCAUUGGAUGUGCCAAAAAUUGAAAUGUCCGAAGCUUCUUCACCUUCUAAAUGA
This is a messenger RNA of Brugia pahangi, 2241 nucleotides long. The record is from the annotation of a GenBank genome assembly. Lineage: Eukaryota; Metazoa; Nematoda; Chromadorea; Rhabditida; Onchocercidae.